GGACCCCGAUCAUUCUUGGACACCAACUGAUUUCUUUGUUUUCUCGUUUAACUGUUUUGGAGUCAAACUCGAUAUAUAAAACAUAAAAUGCAAUACCAGGCUGCAGCAGAUGAUCAGUACUCGUGGGGUUACCUCAUGCCGGCCGUGAGGAGCAUGGGGCCGGACCCGUUGGAGCGGGUGGUGAGGCUGGCUUCCGAGAGCGCGGUGGUGAUAUUCAGCGUCAGCAGCUGCUGCAUGUGCCACGCGGUGAAGAGGCUCUUCUGUGGGAUGGGCGUGAACCCGACGGUGUUUGAGCUGGACCAUGACCCAAGGGGCAAAGAGAUCGAGAGGGCGUUGAUGAGGCUGCUUGGGAACUCGCCCGGUACUGUGCCUGUGGUUUUCAUUGGAGGGAAGCUGAUCGGUGCCAUGGACCGAGUCAUGGCGUCCCAUAUUAACGGGACCCUGGUCCCACUUCUCAAGGAGGCUGGAGCCCUGUGGCUCUGAGUGUGAAAGAACAAGUUAGACCCCCGGAAAUUAAUUUAAAGAUCUUAGCACAGAUGAGAAUGCAGGGAAAGGACUGGCCUGGUUUAGUUUUUAUGAGCCCAAAUGUUAGAUACAGUAGUGCCAUUGAUUGAUUCUAACUUUCCUUUGCUAAUCGAUCUUUGAUAUAUAAAGAAAAAUAAAACUUCGAGGUUU
Molecule: messenger RNA, 675 nt
Organism: Juglans regia (Persian walnut)
Lineage: Eukaryota; Viridiplantae; Streptophyta; Magnoliopsida; Fagales; Juglandaceae
Product: glutaredoxin-C1-like
Exons: 1
Coding region: 88-483 (131 amino acids)
Source: RefSeq, a predicted model, not a curated record